AUGGGUAUCAAGAACCUCUUCUCCAUCAUCAAAGAUGAGGCACCAGAUGCCAUCAAGGAGGGCGAGAUCAAGAACCAAUUCGGACGGAAGAUUGCGAUUGUAAGGGUCGAAUGCUCCAUGAGCAUCUACAGCUUCCUCAUCGCGGUACGAUCGGAUGGCAACCAACUCAUGAGCGAAGACGGAAGCACGACCUCCCAUCUAAUGGGCCUCUUUUACCGCACGCUACGAAUGGUCGAUAACGGGAUCAAGCCGCUCUACGUCUUCGACGGCGCCCCACCGAAACUCAAAUCCGGCGAACUUGCGAAACGGUUCCAGCGUAAACAGGAGGCGACUGAAGACCUCGAAGAGGCAAAGGAGACGGGUACGGCUGAGGAUGUCGAGAAGUUCUCGCGUCGGACGGUGCGCGUAACCCGGGAGCAUAACGCGGAAUGCCAGCAGCUGCUUAAGCUGAUGGGUAUUCCGUACAUUGUCGCGCCUACUGAGGCUGAGGCCCAGUGCGCGGCUCUGGCGCGUGCCGGCAAGGUGUAUGCGGCGGCGAGCGAGGAUAUGGAUACACUGUGCUUUGACACUCCCAUCUUGAUCCGGCAUCUUACCUUCAGCGAGCAGCGCAAGCUGCCGAUUCAGGAGGUGCAUCUGGACAAGGUGAUGGAGGGUUUGGGGAUGGAGAAGAAACAGUUUGUCGACCUCUGCAUUCUUCUCGGAUGCGAUUACCUCGACCAGAUCCCCAAAGUCGGCCCAUCCACGGCCCUCAAGCUGAUCCGUGAGCACGGCACGCUCGAAAAAGUUGUCGAAUUCAUGAAGAACGACCCCAAAGAGCGAUACGUGGUCCCCGACGAUUGGCCAUUUGAAGAUGCGCGCGAUCUCUUUUUCUCGCCGGAUGUACGGCCGGCCACUGAUCCGCUGUGCGAGUUUAAGUGGGACAAGCCCGAUAUUGAGGGACUAGUUAAAUUUUUGGUUCACGACAAAGGCUUCUCAGAAGACCGAGUGCGAUCUGCUGGGGCGCGGCUGGAAAAGAACCUCAAGGGCUCACAGCAGUCGCGGAUUGAGGGAUUCUUCAAGGUCGUCCCGAAGACAGAGCAAGAGAAGGUGGCACAUAAGCGCAAAUUGGAGGAACAAAAUGAGGCCAAGAAGAAGAAGCUGAAGGAGGAGAAAAAAGAGAAGGCGAAGGCGAAGGCGAAGCCACGGGGUGCCGCAUAA
Molecule: messenger RNA, 1197 nt
Organism: Dichotomopilus funicola
Lineage: Eukaryota; Fungi; Ascomycota; Sordariomycetes; Sordariales; Chaetomiaceae
Product: PIN domain-like protein
Exons: 3
Coding region: 1-1197 (398 amino acids)
Cellular component (GO): cytoplasm; nucleus
Molecular function (GO): 5'-3' exonuclease activity; DNA binding; 5'-flap endonuclease activity
Source: RefSeq, a predicted model, not a curated record